Pelobates fuscus (common spadefoot toad) is the source of this 4864-nucleotide messenger RNA. It is a transcript of the gene GDPD1, whose product is annotated as glycerophosphodiester phosphodiesterase domain containing 1. Gene Ontology annotation, biological process: glycerophospholipid catabolic process; N-acylethanolamine metabolic process. Gene Ontology annotation, molecular function: phosphoric diester hydrolase activity; phosphatidylcholine lysophospholipase A1 activity. Gene Ontology annotation, cellular component: endoplasmic reticulum membrane. The record is from RefSeq and is a predicted model, not a curated record. The transcript has 10 exons. Lineage: Eukaryota; Metazoa; Chordata; Amphibia; Anura; Pelobatidae. The coding region runs from base 1451 to 2392 and encodes 313 amino acids.
CCUGACCGGCUGGAGGAAGAAGGAGCUGCUGCAGUGCACUUAGCCUGCCGGCCGGAGCACAGGGCACCACUGCUGCACCCGAGAGGUGUCUACUCAGCACACAGCGAGGAGGAGCUACAGACCUGCUUACACGGCAAUAAAGGAACCAGGACUGCACAGAGAGCCAUUAGCUGCAGCCAGUCCUCCAAAAGGUCAUACAUUCAGCGCUACGGCUUGCAGAGGAGACAUAGGACCAUAGGACAGAUGGUCUUCACCCCCAAGCCUGCCAGCAGCCACUCUCCAUCAUUCUGACGGUGCCCACCUAUAGCUGCCACUGGCAGAGCCCGGACAGAGUCCUGUAUGAGCAUCCCUAGGGGUGCCAGACUCUGCCAUCUCUACCAUCAGGGGUAGCCAGAGAGGAGGGACCCCCAGCUCUGCCAUUACCCACCUGCAAUGCCUGGGUCACAGGAAACAGCCGCAGCAACACCCAUUGGUCACAGCCUGGGUUAACUGCCAGCAGGCGACCAGAUCUGACUGUGAAACCCAGUGGAAUAGGUACCAGGGCCAUCAAAUACCUGCAAGCAGGGCACAUUUGGAGACAGCGAGCCAGUGCAAGGGCGCCAGUUACACUUGCAACCAGAGGGCAGCCUGUCCCAUCAGCACCAAGGCACCAUUAGCACCUGCAACCAGAGGGCAGCCUGUCCCAUCAGCACCAAGGCACCAUUAGCACCUGCAACCAGAGGGCAACCUGUCCCAUCAGCACCAGGACCACCUGCAACCAGAGGGCAGCCAGUCCCACCAGCACCAGGGCACCAUUAGCACCUGCAACCAGAGGGCAGCCUGUCCCAUCAGCACCAAGGCACCAUUAGCACCUGCAACCAGAGGGCAGCCUGUCCCAUCAGCACCAAAGCACCAUUAGCACCUGCAACCAGAGGGCAACCUGUCCCAUCAGCACCAGGACCACCUGCAACCAGAGGGCAGCCUGUCCCACCAGCACCAGGGCACCAUUACUACCUGCAACCAGAAGGAACCCUGUCGCAUCAGCACCAGGGCACCAUUACCACUUGCAACCAGAGGGCACCCUGUCUCAUCAGCACCAGGGCACCAUUACCAUCUGCAGCCAGAGGGAACCCAGUCCCAUCAGCACCAGUGCACCAUUACCACCUGCAACCAGAGGGCACCCUGUCCUGUCAGCACCAUUAACACCUUAAACCAGUAAGCACUUUGUCAUAUCAACACCCAGUGCCUGCGCACCAGUUACAACUAGAGGGCAUCCAGAUACAUCAGAAUUCUGAUUACCCCAGGGCAACAAAUUUGAUUUGGAUCCAGAGGUUACCAGUACUAGGCUACCCAGAGCCAUCAGAACCCAGUGUCAGUGCACCAAGUACACCUGCUGGGGAGGAGAGCAUCCAUCCUAUCUUCAUCCUUGGUUACCUUAGUACCUGCUGUGGUUGCUGAAGCACACAUCAGCAUGUCAGCAGGAUACUACCUGCUGACCACCCUGGGGGGUUAUGUGCUCACAUCAGUCCUGCUCCUUAAAUACCCUACCCUGCUGCACAGGAAGAAGCAUCAGAAAUUCCGCUGCAGACACAUCUCCCACAGAGGAGGUGCUGGAGAAAACUUAGAAAAUACAAUGACAGCUUUCCGACAUGCCAUCAACCUGGGGACCGAUAUGCUGGAACUGGACUGUCACCUCACAAAAGACGAACAAGUUGUUGUUUCACAUGAUGGGAACCUGAAGAGAUCCACAGGUGUGAAUGUCAACAUUUCAGACCUUAAAUACUGUAAUCUCCCUUCAUAUCUUUGCCAGCUGGAUGUCACAUUUGAAAAAGACUGCUGCUGUGAAGGAGGAGAAGACAGACGUAUCCCGUUGCUGAAAGAGGUGUUUGAAUCUUUUCCAGAGACACCAAUCAACAUAGACAUCAAAGUGAAUAGCAACAUUCUUGUUAAAAAGGUCUCUGAAUUGAUAAGAGAAUAUAAGAGAGAGCACCUGACAGUGUGGGGUAAUGCAGACUACGAGAUAGUGCAGAAAUGUCAAAAGGAGAACAAUGACAUCCCUCUGCUCUUCUGCUUUCAACGGGUUCUCCUCCUGGUUGGUUUAUUUUAUACAGGACUUCUACCCUUUGUACCAAUUCGGGAACAGUUCUUGGAGAUUCCCAUGCCCUCUAUCAUCAUGAAGCUGAAAGAUCCCUCAAAAAUGAGCAGGAGUCACAAAUUUGUGGUGUGGCUUGCAGAUGCAUUAAUCAUGAGAAAAUGUUUGUUUGAUCAUCUAAAAGCAAGAGGAAUUCAGGUGUACAUUUGGGUGCUAAACAAUGAAGAGGAAUAUAAAAGGGCUUUUGAUUUGGGUGCCACUGGUAUAAUGACGGACUAUCCCACUAGACUGAAGGAGUACAUGGAAACUCACUCCCUUUAAAGCUCAACACUGCAAGAAUAGAGCUACGCCUCUCAUCUGGCUGAUGUCCUGCUGAACACUAGGGUCAUCAUACCUCAUACGCAACAACUGUAAUAACUGUCUAGUUACUUAUACAUAUGUAUUUAAGGGGAACUUGCAUAGUUUACAUUUUGUAAAUAAAUUAGGCAGAAUAGGAGAAACCUCAGAAACUGUAUGUUGAAGAACGUAAAAUUACUGUCAGAACUCUGACAUAGAAUGUACUGUAUGCCGUACCUGUCUGGAAGCCGGCUUUCAUAUCUGAAACUUCACUCUGCCAGAUGCAAAAAAAAUAGCUCAUAAUGCAUUGCAUUUGGUCCAUAGUGACCAGAGAUGAUGUAUAGAAAUCAUGCCUAAAUGGAACAAUUUCAUUCCUGCAAAGAACACAAAAAUGCAUUUUAAAUUAAUUUGCACUGGUAAUCUAAAAAGAACAUCGAUAUUGAUUUACCUUUUGUGAGAUCAAAACAGUCAAUUAAUACAAUAAUAAUUAAAGCAGUUACUGAGUAAAUAUUAGUGUUACUAGUAGCUGAGAAAUCAUGGUACUGCUUGACGGGUUAACAGAAAAGGAAAGAAAGGAAGGGGGAAAUCUAUGAUGCAUUUUUUAUACAUAUGGCUGCUGUAUGUUUUCCUUGGCACGUAUCCCUUGUACAUAAAGAUGGGCAACAAAUGAAAAGUACACCCUUGUAGCAUGUAGUAUCCUUAUACUGCAGGGAGGAAAAAAUCAGUUUAUUUAUUAUAGAGUUAUCAGAUCUCCAAAAGAUCAGUCUUGAUUAUUUUAGUUAUCCCUCAAUUAGAUAUCUCUCAAUUGCAUACUAAAGGGCAGUUCGUCCUGUUGGUAUACUGAUGAUAUGGAGAGCCGCACACAAUUAUUUUAUGCUCACUAGACCUUACUAGCUGUUUGAGAUAACUGAGAAAAAUGUACAAACAAAUAAUCAAAAAACAACUACAGGCUGGAGUGGACACCCAUAAUAGAUUUAAAUGAGUGAGGUAAUUAGAAAUGAAUUCCUUGUGUUUGAUGUAAAUUCCCAGUGCCCCAACCAUUCUUAUCCUACCCAUUGUUACCCUUGAAUAUGCAGUUCAGCAUUCAGAAGUAGUGAAUCAUGUUACAUUAUCAGACGGGAGGCAUGGGAUUGUUGCCUGUUAGCAGCUGCAAAAUUUUCUCAAAGGAGCUGUAGACACAAACAUAUAAGCUGUGAAAGACGCUGUCAAUGCGGUGGGGACUUGUAUAGCAUUGUACAGCGCUGCAGAAUUUGUUGGCGCUAUAUAAAUAAUAAUAAUAAUAGCACAAGCCAACCCUGUGAGCCCAGGCCGUACAAGUACUUGCAGAAGCUUUCUCCUUUGAUCUCUCUCUCUCUCUCUCAAUAAAGAAUUGGGCUGAGAGCAGAAGCUGUUAUUGCAGUUAUAAUGCAGUCAUAAGCAGCUUUUAGACACUGUGCAGGGACACAGUGAUGGGGGACCUCCUUGUAUAAUAACCUAUGCAUCUUUUUACAUUUUUGAAAUUUAUUUUAUAACUGUUGCAACCUCCUGCCUAGUUUAGGUGAGAUUUUAAAAGACUUUUUGUAGCAGGUUGGCUAAUGUAUAUUACUAAAAACAUCUUAAAGGGAAACGAUAGUCACCAGAAUAACUACAGCUUAAUGUAGUGGUUCUGGUGUCUAUUGUCUGUCCCUGCAGGCUUUUCAAUGUAAGUGCUGCCUUUUCAGAGAAAUGGUAGUUUACACAUGGCUGCCUAGGAACACCUAUAGGUGCAAUCACUAAGAUGGCUACUAGAGGUGCUUCCUAGUGUGCAUCACUGGUGUUCAGCAUCUCCACGUUCUGCAUAGAGAGUGAAUGCAUCUCCAUAAGGAGAUGCUGAUUGGCACAGCGUGGUAUUUUACCGCGCAUGCGUAAUAGCCUCCCAAUGUUUUUCUAUGAGAAAGUAUUGGAUUGGCUGAGAUCAUCAAAUUUUAUGAUCUCAGCCAUGGAGGCGGAGCAAGGCGGGACUAGCCGUGGCAUGUUCAGUGCGACAUUGAAGAAAAGAUGAGCAAAAUCACCUUUUCAGAGCGAUUUAAGGAGGGCUGGUGACCUAAACAGCCACACAUGCCCUAUAGUGUAAUAAAUACAUGUUUGUAUUCCUGACAAUAUAGUAUUCCUUUAAGAAUUACAGAUUUGUUUUAAAAUAAUGCUAACACAAUGUUUAGACACAUUUUAAUAUUCUCCCUGUUAAAAACAACGUUUGGCUGAAUCCCCCAUAUAUUGACUGUCACCAAAUGUCCAAGUGUCUCAUUUAAAGAGUUAAUAACUUCAGCAGGUGUGGUUAUAUGUGGCUCUGCUCUGAUCCAUUGUCAAUAUCAGAAUGUAAAUAAACCCUGCACUUGCUUUUUUAAUGUUGUGUUCUAUUCACCAUAUAAUGGACAGGUGACUUCUAGGACCAGAAAACCUUUGUCCUGGCACUUUUCAGAGAAAUAAGAUAUCAUGUUU